Papaver somniferum (opium poppy) is the source of this 831-nucleotide messenger RNA. RefSeq names its product probable ubiquitin-like-specific protease 2A. NCBI's taxonomy places the organism in Eukaryota, Viridiplantae, Streptophyta, Magnoliopsida, Ranunculales, Papaveraceae. The transcript is spliced from 5 exons. Bases 1 to 831 code for a protein of 276 amino acids. The record is from RefSeq and is a predicted model, not a curated record. Gene Ontology annotation, molecular function: cysteine-type peptidase activity. Gene Ontology annotation, biological process: proteolysis.
AUGCGACGUAGGAAAAUUUAUUCAACUAUCUCUCCUCGAUAUCAGCCGUCAAAAAAGAUAAUUGAGAAGAAGAUUCCAACCUGCAAGCAAGAUCAGAAUUCAAAAACCUUCCCUCGACGUCAGCCAUCAAAGAGGAUAAUUAACAGCAAGAUUCCAGUCCGCAAGGAAAAUCAGCUUGACACGAACAAGUUUCAGUCCUACUUCGAGUGGGUUCACCAACAUAUUGUUCUACAUGUAGAUCAUUUUUGGUUUGAAGAUACUGACGAUGUCCUUUCGUGCAGGGAUAUUUUAUGGAGCUCCUUUUCGCCAGAAAGAAAGAACUCUUUCGCAUAUAUGGAUUGCAUUUGGCUUUCCUUGUAUUGGAAAGGGUUGCCCAAGGAAAAGGUGUUGGCCUGGGUUAAGAACAGACAUAUUUUUUCAAAAAAAUAUGUUUUUGUUCCCCUUGUAUGCUGGAGUCACUGGAGUCUUCUGAUCUUAUGUCACUUUGGAGAAAGUUUGGAGUCCACAACUACAAAACCAUGCAUGCUGCUACUGGAUUCCCUUGAAAUAGCAGAUCCAAGGAGGUUUAUAUUCGACAUUUUUGAAGUGGAAGGCAAACCGGAUCACAAAAAGGCAAUUGGAAAAAUUCCUUUGUUAGUGCCAAAGGUGCCACAACAAAGGAAUAAAGACGAUUGUGGAUUUUUUGUUCUCUACUACAUGGAAUUGUUCAUGCGAUCUGCUCCAGACAAUUUUAGCAUUGACGAGGGCUAUCCUUAUUUUAUGGAUGAAAAUUGGUUUAGUGCUGAAAGCGUGCAAAAGUGCUGUGCACAAGUCAACUUCUUUUGUAGGUGA